GUCUUGACUAGUGCAGUGCGGUCCACCAUCGCUGUCAGUUGACGGUUUUUUUUCGCGUGGCUAGGCGAGAGGGCAGUGCGGUUUGGAUGCGGCUGGCGACCGUGCGAGCUGGAGAGUUUUUCCGCUGACGUUUCCGUGGAUCUGGUGCCAAAGGGAUAAAAGAAGAGAGAGGGAGAACCUCGGGGCGUUUUUUUUUCCCGCCGGAUUUUCGGGGGCACAAGUGGGCGCCGACGAUUUCGCGCAAGCGGUUUCGUAUCCAGCAGUCCGGGUUCGUUCGAAUGUGUCGCUAGUGUAUAUAUACAUAUAUCACGCACGUGCAAAUACCGACUCCUCCCCGCCGUACGUACGUUUACGUACGACAUACGUGUGCGCGUGUGCUUACUAUCGCUCGCGGUGUCUCGGCAUCGAGGAAUUAGGAUAUAGACGAAGAGAGAAAAGCAGACGGAAGUGCAGCGAGAGAACGGAGCGAAGACGACGUAGUCCGAGGAAGAGGAGAGAAAGAUGAGCAAGACGUGCGCUCGCUGCGAGAAGACGGUCUAUCCGAUCGAGGAGCUCAAGUGCCUCGACAAGAUAUGGCACAAACAAUGUUUCAAGUGCCAGGGCUGCGGCAUGACCCUGAAUAUGCGGACGUAUAAAGGUUUCAACAAACAGCCAUAUUGCGAAGCACAUAUACCAAAAGCCAAAGCCACCACGAUGGCGGAGACACCGGAGCUGAAACGUAUUGCAGAAAACACGAAGAUACAGAGUAACGUGAAAUACCAUGCCGAAUUUGAGAAAGCAAAGGGAAAAUUCACGCAAGUAGCGGACGACCCGGAGACUCUCAGAAUCAAGCAGAACAGUAAGAUAAUCUCGAAUGUCGCUUAUCACGGCGAGCUCGAGAAGAAGGCAAUCAUGGAGCAAAAGAGGACAAUGACCGGAGAAAAUGGCGAACAAAUAGAAUAUGUAGAGUACACAGACGGUACGAUCGCCCCUGCAUCGAGUUUAAAUGCCAAUCCGCCGCCUCCGAGAACGGCGAAUUCGCCGGUACAAAGGACACCAGGUAGGAUCGCUGAUUACGAUCCCCUUUGCGAAGCGAGACCGAGUCCUUAUUCCGCAAGGCAAGCUGCCACCACUGUCAUUUACACGAGUGACAAGGGACCAGUGACGAAUCCGCCAACACGAAAAAUUGGCUCGGUUGCUGACAUCGAUCCUGUAAACGAAUAUUACGGAUCGUUAACGCCAGCCACAACAAUAAACAAUAAUCAGCAUCAACUUCAGCAUCAACCACCGCCACCGCCUCCCAACGUUGGGAGAGUGUACAGAGCGAUGUAUGACUACGAGGCGCAAGACCUUGACGAGGUGAGUUUCUGCGACGGCGAUUUGAUUGUCAACUGCACAGCCGUCGAUGAGGGAUGGAUGACCGGACUGGUGCAACGUACGGGGCGACACGGCAUGCUACCUGCUAAUUACGUCGAACCGGCGCAGAUUUAAACACUUGUUUUUCAAAUCGAGCUUUCAUUCGCUAAUUACCGUUAUUUAAGUCGCAGCGCGCUUAUUAAUCGGUGCGUUUUAAUGAAGGAAGAGACGAUAAGGAAAAAUACGCAAUAUAAUACUCGAGGCAAUGCUUCUAUCCGGUUCUUGUUAUUCGUAAGAUUAUUCGUUUAAUCGAACGACGAACUGUCGUCUUAGGAAAUCAGAUACUAAAGUGUUUCAUGGAGAACUUUAGUUUAUUGAAUCUGAUAUUACAAAUUUUCGAUCAUUUUUAUAUCGGUAUCAUAUUGAUACACAAUCUAUUUGAAUAAAGAGAAGGUUGAGUUUUCCCUAAAAUACACUACAGGACAAACAGGUUUGAGAAUUAUGAAUUUUCAAGUCAGUUUUAUAAAUGCUCGAAAACGUGUUUUUCAUGAGUAUCUUAAUUUAACGCAAGUACUCUGACUUUAGCAACCGACUUCCAAAUGACAAUAUAUAGUUUUAUGUUAUAGAAUUUUAUAAUGGGACCAAACUAUAUAACUGCGAUAAAUUAUGCCAAUUAAAAUUAGAAUUCCGACAGCUCGUGGAGUGAUAUAUUAGUGCUAAUCAACAAUUAGGAAGAACCAAGUAUAAAAGAUGUCUUUUUGCGAUUCACUUUUACUUACUUUUUUGUUAUUAGUUAAUAGUUCACAGUUAUUAAAUUAGCGUUAUUUUUUCACUUUUUCUCUUGAAAAACUUGAUGAAUUUAAAUGAUACACAUAAUUUUAAAAAUAUUUAUUAAUUUAAUUAAUUCACACAAUUUAAGGGCUUGUUAAAAGUUUUUCUGUUCAUCAUUCUUUAUGCUGAUGAGAAAAUUAUGUUAUUUGUUAUAUUUGAUAUAAGCGACUAACAUUAAUUAAUCAGAUUAUUUUAUUUCUAAUCAUUCUGCUUUUAUAGUUAACUUGAUAUUCUUGUCUUUAUAUCGUUUAUUCGAUUUUUCUAUUAUUGCUUUCAAAGAUGAUAAAAUAAUUUUUUAUUCAUGAUAAUACAUAAUUUCUUCUAAUAACACAUAGAGUUCAAAAAUUUCCGUCGCAUUUAUGUUUGUAAAAAAACUAUACAAUGUGCCUUAUACAUAUAGGCUGUUAAUUAGCAGUAUGGAUAUCUUUUAUAUAACUACAUGAAGGACUGCACUGUUAUAUAUAAUAUGAAGAUUUUUACUACGCAGCAAUGCCGCGUUAAUAUAGUCUGAUUAGCAUAUAUAAAAUAAUCAGGCUAUAAAUAAUUCUACAAGUCAACCAAAUUGAAAUAAUGGGGAACAUAAUAUUGUUAAUGUGAAAGGGAGAUGCUGUCACUUGCCUUUCUUUUUAAUUACCAGAAGCACGAGAAUAAUUAAAUACUGUUAUUGAUUUAUCAACUAA
Nylanderia fulva is the source of this 2846-nucleotide messenger RNA. RefSeq names its product LIM and SH3 domain protein F42H10.3. Gene Ontology annotation, cellular component: focal adhesion. Lineage: Eukaryota; Metazoa; Arthropoda; Insecta; Hymenoptera; Formicidae. Gene Ontology annotation, molecular function: actin filament binding. The record is from RefSeq and is a predicted model, not a curated record.